Messenger RNA from Prorocentrum cordatum, 363 nucleotides. Lineage: Eukaryota; Dinophyceae; Prorocentrales; Prorocentraceae. The record is from the annotation of a GenBank genome assembly.
CGGUUUGCGUUGUUGGGCUUGGUUUCCGCGCGCACCCCCGAAAGCCGCGCACCUGAGGUCACUCUUGUUUGGGGCUCGCUCUUGCGUGCAGCCGACAUACUUCUGGACGUUCCUCUCGAAGAAGGGAAAGCGGGGCACCUUCAGCUGCCCCCCGACCUUCGAGCUCCAUGCGGACGGGCGGGUGGACUGCGUGCGCCUCGCCCGGGCGCCGCGGGCUUCCCCGGGCGCCGCCCCAGAGGAGGUCCCGCCGGGGGGGGCGGCGGCGGCCCCGCCGCCACGGCCCCGCUCCGCUCGACCCAGGAGGAGGAGGAGCAGGAGGAGGAGGAGGAGACUCGGCGGCUUUUACCCGGUACAAUUCCGUAG